Messenger RNA from Lipotes vexillifer (Yangtze River dolphin), 1027 nucleotides. It is a transcript of the gene EAF2, whose product is annotated as ELL associated factor 2. Gene Ontology annotation, molecular function: transcription elongation factor activity. Lineage: Eukaryota; Metazoa; Chordata; Mammalia; Artiodactyla; Lipotidae. Gene Ontology annotation, cellular component: super elongation complex. Bases 94 to 888 code for a protein of 264 amino acids. Gene Ontology annotation, biological process: transcription elongation by RNA polymerase II. The record is from RefSeq and is a predicted model, not a curated record. The transcript is spliced from 6 exons.
UACGCCUGCGGUGGCCGAGUGCCUCUUCUUCAGGCUGAGUUGGCAGAGGGUAGUGAGCGCCGGUGGCCGAGGCAGAGUCGGAGCCGGAGGAGAAUGAUGAAUGGAACCGCGGGACCUUCGCAUAUUGACAGUCGCGAGCGGGUUCUCAAGUUAGGGGAGAGUUUUGAGAAGCAGCCGCGCUGCGCCUUCCACACUGUGCGCUAUGACUUCAAACCUGCUUCUAUUGACACUUCUUGUGAAGGAGAGCUUGAAGUCGGCAAAGGUGAACAGGUGACAAUUACUCUACCAAAUAUAGAAGGUUCAACUACACCAGUAACUGUUUUCAAAGGUUCAAAGAAACCUUACUUAAAAGAAUGCAUUUUGAUUAUUAACCAUGAUACUGGGGAAUGUCGACUAGAAAAACUCAGCAGCAACAUCACUGUAAAAAAAACAAGAGUUGAAGGAAGCAGUAAAAUUCAAUAUCGUAUGGAGCAGCAGCAGCAACAAAUGCGGAAUUCAGCUAGGACUCCCAAUCUUGUAAAACAUUCUUCAUCGGAAGACAAGAUGUCCCCAGCAUCUCCGAUGGAUGAUAUUGAAAGAGAACUGAAGGCAGAAGCUAGUCUAAUGGACCAGAUGAGUAGUUGUGAUAGUUCAUCAGAUUCCAAAAGUUCAUCAUCUUCAAGCAGUAAGGAUAGUUCUAGUGAUUCAGAAGAUGAAGAGUGCAGAUCCUCUCCUUCUGAUCCAGGGAAUUAUGUCUCAGAACAUCCUACCAUGUCUACCAUGCCACAGUGCAGGAUUCCUGAGAUAGUGGCUGGUCAUAAUAAACAUCAUGACAGCAAUGGCCUCCUGAUGAAUACUUUAAGAAAUGAUUUGCAGCUGAGUGAAUCAGGAAGUGACAGUGAUGACUGAAGAAAUAUUCAGCUAUAAGUAUAAAGUUUAUAAGACAUGUGAUAAUUUAUUUUAUAUUAGGAAUAAAAAUUCCUAAGACUGAGGAAAAGGUAUCUUAACUUUGAUGAUAAGAGAAAUUUAAUCUGAUUCAGAAUUUUCA